This is a messenger RNA of Haliotis rufescens (red abalone), 2180 nucleotides long. RefSeq lists its product as uncharacterized. The record is from RefSeq and is a predicted model, not a curated record. The transcript is spliced from 8 exons. Bases 31 to 2121 code for a protein of 696 amino acids. NCBI's taxonomy places the organism in Eukaryota, Metazoa, Mollusca, Gastropoda, Lepetellida, Haliotidae.
ACGGCGAUAACGUAUGCAGGUCGGGUGGGAAUGUGUAGUGCAACCAACUGCUGGUUAUCUCUUAAGUGGGCGCCUUCAGAUAGAAGAACGUUAUAUAACACCGUACAUUUUGGUUCGAGGUGUGACAGCGAUUCAACUAUGAUCCGCUUCGUCAGUUUCGCCUUGUUGGUUUUGACUGGGUACGCGUGUGGGUAUGUGCACCCCACCUCCACCACCACACCCUUCCCACGCGGGAACCUCAAGGGCAGGAUGGACCAGUUCAAUGUCCGGAUGGAGGAGAUCAUGGCGCAGAUAAUGAUGCAGCAGUUGUACGUUGAGGAAAGAAUCCGAUCUGACGGGCAGUCUGGCAUCAAACAGAUCAGACAAUACCAUGACGGCUCAAGACCCUAUUAUUCUGAGACGCACACAUACAGUGGUGCUUCUGCUGUGCACGACCAUUCCAACUAUGAUCGCACCGUUGGAAUGGGGGAAGUCAACAUGGUCAUGAACGGCGUUGACUUCAAAACAAGGCACAACGACUACAAACUGCGCAUGCCCAGCACGAAAUCUUCAGCGUACCAGGCAACUGAGGACAUUCCGUUCCCUGGUGUUCCACCGGAAGUGACGUCUAAGAAAACACUCCCUCAACAGGUGGCGGAAAUGAAAGAAUGGUUCCGAGCCUGGAAAGAUCAGAACCACAACACUCGAGACUACAGGAAGUACUUUAAACCCGUCCUGUGUUACAUGGAAGGAGCAUGGACCAUGGACACCACCUUCUCUGAGCCCUUCAGCAGCGACCGACACGCCAUCGACGCAACCAGCUGGAAGGAUCUUCAGGAUAAGGUUAUAUUCACAUCCUAUACCGGAAGCAAGAGCGUCAAGGAGAACUUCGCCUUCCUCCCUUCUACCAUGAUUGAAGUGGAACACGGCACGCCCAAGUUCGCCCAGUGGAACUACCGUAUUCUGUGCCAUCCACUGAAGAGAGACAUUCCCUUGAAGUACCUCCAUCUCCAAGAUGACCUGUCGGCUAGAUUUGCUCAUGGUCUGACCAUGGAUGCAUACUUUCGAAAUGGAUCAGCACGAUUUUCUCUCUACGAUGAGAAUGGCGGGAAGAACUACUCGCUCAUGGACGAGUUGAUGAGCCAAAUUCCCGGCAAGAACAACUACCACGCCAAUCUGAAGGAGGACGUCUUCGGCGAGCUACUGUACGACGCCUCAAAGACUGACAACACACCCCUUAACACAGCUUACUACCACCGGUGGUACAAGGUGGGGAAAAGUGGAUCGAAACAACAGGUGCUGCACCGUGGUUUCUCCGACCGGAACAUAUGGGUUGCGCAGACCAACCAGCCCCGCGUAGCGCCCAUGGGCGUAGAGCAUUGUACCGUCGACCAUGUCACUAAAAACAAGACGUGCAAGUCCUGGAGCCGGCGCUACACGUACGCCGUACCCCUCGAGGUGAUCUACAUGAACCCCGUGUUGAGCUGGAACCCACUCAACCUGGAGUUCUGGCCAAAGGGAUCACAGGCUCCCGACAAACGGAGGGUGGGAGGCCACACGCCCCAAACGGCAUACAACGGUACAAGGUACUCUGCUUUCUACCACACACCUCCUGCAAUGUUCACCACCAAGAGCACUGUUGGGGUGCUGGACAAACACAGUAAGGUGCAACAAGUGGUUGCUUCUGGCACUAGGGUCGUCCUUCCCGAUAUCCCGGGGGUAGGGAAACUCAGGAUGCGGUACCCCAUCGUGCCUGUCCAUGGAGAGGGUUCUGGCGUGUGGAAGGAACUUGACGCCCUCAAGGACAUGGUGAUGGACAUGGAAAAGUACAAGGGACUCUUUGAAAAUCCUCUUACUCUCUCCGGCUCAAACAAAGCUAGCCACCCCGUAAAGAUGACGUUGCACCUGAGAACCGGCGUCGCAACCAAGGAUCCACCUGGUCCACACGUCCAUGACAUCUUCUUGUCCCACGACGUUCAGGAUACCUUGAAAUCUGGACGGCACGUAACGAUGUUCACAGGCGAAGCUCUAGGUCACACCCAUCAGGUGCUGCUAGACUACAACGCCACGUACAGCAUCGUACAGUGUGACGGACGCCCGCACUGCUGGGACGGCCAUCCUGCCAGUUUGCAUCAAGUGUGAGCUGUUAACGUGGACUAGCAUCCUGAUGAAGUUCUGAAUAAAGCACAUGCUAAAACUAA